Agrilus planipennis (emerald ash borer) is the source of this 5967-nucleotide messenger RNA. It is a transcript of the gene Wdr62, whose product is annotated as mitogen-activated protein kinase-binding protein 1. Gene Ontology annotation, biological process: regulation of mitotic cell cycle; mitotic spindle organization. The record is from RefSeq and is a predicted model, not a curated record. Gene Ontology annotation, molecular function: protein binding. Gene Ontology annotation, cellular component: mitotic spindle. The transcript has 30 exons. The coding region runs from base 871 to 5241 and encodes 1456 amino acids. NCBI's taxonomy places the organism in Eukaryota, Metazoa, Arthropoda, Insecta, Coleoptera, Buprestidae.
GGUGAAUGCGGUGUGAAACUCCAAGGAAGGGGUCCGGUCACGUCAUUGAAAACUCAACUGAAUUAUUCGAAACAGGUUUACGUAGCAGUGUUAAAUACCGUUUUAAAUCGGCGUGCUCCUUCUCUCAGUCGCUCAUCGUGAUAGUCUAUUUCGUGUCGUUGAUUCGUGUGUUUAUUUGUCGUCGCAGUAGACCGUGAAAAUAGCCAGAGAAAAAAAAGUUCCGAAAUAUCCGCAGACGCUAUCCAUAUCAAACCAAUCGCAAUGUGAACUAAACAUAAACGUCCCCAACUUUUGCCACUCGAAAGUUUUACUUCGCGUAAUAACGUGCGCCUUUAACAAGAUCAAAGUGCUGAAGUUCGCUUAUUUUACAAUUAGUUCGAAUGUGCAGAUGUAGGUACACAUCGCAGUUUGGAAACGUACUUGCCUAUGGUAUUAUACAAUACAUAAGCAUACAUACAUACAGGUACAAGUCGACUUUGUGUACCUACACGUGUGUAGUGUGAUUGUAUGUGUGUGAUCUGCAAGGCCAAACAAACAAACUCUAUUGUUUAAGUUGUUAAGGAGCUCAAUCGUUAUUAGAAAUGAUAAGCAAACCUCCAGAUAUGGUGGACCGUUUGCGUGGUUGGAUCAACAAUUGAAUGAAAGGAGAACGAGCAUAUUUUACAUAACUUUAAACUCCUUUUGAUCGCCGCUAUUUUGUUACGAUAAAUCAAACAGCAGAAAUUAAAAGAAAACGCCGAACUCUUCCGAAAGUGUCUUCGUAAUAAAGAAAAAAAAAUUGUCAAUCAAAUCCGCAUUUUAUAUCAUACUUCGUAAUCAAAAAUGGAAGGUUACAUUAAACUUUCGUAAAAAAAAGAGUACUACUACAAAAUGAUGGCACCUAGGAAUUCCGCGCCAAUCAUUGAAAAAGAAAUAUUUUGCACUUAUAAGGUUAAGCUAGAACGGGUCCUUGGGGUUACUGUGUCAACUAAUGCAGCUUUGGAUUCGGACUCGAAUAACGAAACAGUUGCUUACCCGGCUGGAUGCACAGUUAUCCUCUUUAAUACAGCUACCGGCAACCAAAGUCAUAUCAUCAAUUCAUCUCGAAAAACAAUAACCUCGUUAUCCUUUUCCUCAUGUGGAAGAUAUUUAGUUACGGGAGAAUGCGGUCAUCAACCUGCUGUCAGGGUAUGGGACCUGCAGUCAGAUCCUCAACCUGGCCCUCCUGGUAUAGCUCCACAAGUUCAACAAGUUGCAGAAUUUAUUGGACACAAAUAUGGAAUAAAUUGUGUGGCGUUUUCACCGACAAACAAGUAUGUUGUCAGCAUUGGUACCCAACAUGACAUGAUAGUGAACGUAUGGGAUUGGCGAAACAAUAUAAAGGUAGCGAGUAACAAAGUCAGUACCAAGGUGAAAGCCAUCGCUUUUGCCGAAAACGGUAGCUAUUUUGUUACAGUAGGAAACAGGCAUGUGAAAUUCUGGUUCCUUGAAUAUGGAAAUUCAAAGUACAAAGAGGCAGUUCCUUUGAUGGGCCGGUCAGCCAUUUUAGGUGAACAACGAAACAAUUAUUUCUGUGAUGUAGCAUGUGGCAAAGCCCAAUGUGGUGAUAGUACUUACGCUAUCACACGGUCGGGCCUGUUGUGUGAAUUCAACAACAGACGACUCUUAGAUAAAUGGGUAGAAUUAAGGACUUCAAGUGCCAAUUGUAUAGCGGUAGGUGAAAAUUAUAUUUUUGUUGGCUGUGCCGAGGGAAUUGUGCGGUGCUUCGAUCCUGCAACAUUAAGGUUUAUAACCACCCUUCCUAGAACUCAUUAUUUAGGUGUUGAUGUCAGUCAAGGAUUAAAUAUAAGUCAUAUGUCUUCCCCUCCUUCAAAUGCCAAAUAUCCAGACACUAUAGCAUGUACAUUCGAUGAGACUAGUAAAAAGCUUACUUGUAUUUAUAACGAUCACUCUAUUUACGUUUGGGAUGUUCACAACAUUAAAAGGGUCGGAAAAUCUUUUUCAUUUUUGUAUCAUUCUGCGUGUAUUUGGGGAGUGGAGAUGGCCCCUCCAAACAGUCCUUUACCCCCAGGAAGCUUCCUUACUUGUAGCUCCGAUGAUACCAUUAGGGUGUGGACAUUAGAUAAAUUAACUGAUAAAAACGCUAGGGGGAUUUAUCAAAAGAAUAUCUACAGUAAUGAGCUCCUGAAAGUUGUUUACAUAGACAGGCAAUUAAAUUAUUUAAAAGACUUAGAUUUAUCGUUUUCAAAUCCAUCAAAUGAGAAAAAUGAAACUUCUUACGAUGGCCGUAACGGUGUCCGAUCCAUCAGGAUAAGUCCUGAUGGGACACAUUUAGCAUCUGGCGAUAGAACAGGCAAUAUUAGAAUUCACGAAACAUCGGAAAUGAACACAAUUUGUACAAUCGAAGCCCAUGAUUCUGAAGUUCUAUGCUUGGAGUACACGAAUGUAGAAAAAGAGAAGUUUUUAGCCAGCGCAAGUCGUGAUAGACUAAUUCACGUAUUCGAUGUCAAUAGAAACUAUGAUCUUUUGCAAACGUUAGAUGAUCAUUCUUCUUCCAUAACAGCAGUGAGAUUUUUGAAUUCAAGAGGAAACCUUCAAAUGGUAUCAUGCGGGGCAGAUAAGAGUCUUAUCUUUAGAUCUUUUUGUGAGUCUCCUGAAGGAGUUACACAUUUUACGAGAGACCAGAAUGCGAUAGGAAAAACUACAUUCUUUGACAUGGAAGUAGAUGUUAAUCAGAAACAUGUCCUCACAGCUUGCCAGGAUCGUAAUGUAAGAAUAUAUAGUGUUAGUACGGGGAAACACACUAGAAUAUUUAAGGGCACAACCGGAGACGAUGGAUCUCUGAUUAAGGUUGUUUUGGAUCGGACUGGAAUAUACCUGGCAACCUCUUCCACGGAUAAAAGUCUUUCGGUGUAUGAUUACUACACCGGAGAGUGCAUGGCCACCAUGUGUGGUCAUUCAGAAUUAGCUACUGGACUGAGGUUUACUAACGACUGUAGAAGAUUGAUAUCAGCUGGUGGUGAUGGGUGCAUUUUUGUUUGGCGAGUUCCCCACGAUAUGGUAGUAUCCAUGCAUGCCAGACUAAGUCAGCAAGCAAUGAGACAGGGUAAGACCCUGGAUAAUGAAAUAUUUACUGACAGUAGUAGUGUUGACUUUUACGAUGCAAAUGCAAAUAUGGACAGUGACUAUAGGUUUAAUGUUGGUGCUUUACCUUUAUGGGCUAAAAAACAUAUGACAGACGAUUCGAGUCCUCCAUUGUCUUUAACGAAAGGAGUUGCAGCCCCUAAAGGUCGCUGGGCGCAAAGAGCCGAAAGGAAUAUUGAGAUGAAGUCAUUCUAUACAGAUUCUGUCAUCUCUUUCUCAUCUUUGCAAGAGAGGCGUGUUGAUUCAGAUGAAAAGGAUAGUUCAUUAGACAGUGGUACAGAAACAAGACAUUACAGUGAACUGCAUCGCGAAAGAAACAUAUCCAAACAGGACGAAUUUACUGCCACUAGAAAUAGUUAUAACGAAAUUAACACUCAAACCACUAGACAGUCGAUAUCUGAAAGUAUAACAAUACCGAGAAAUGAUGCUAGAAGGAAUAUUCUUACUGAUGAUAGUGCAAUUGGUGGUUCUGUAAGAGACACCGAUUUGGAAUCUACUGCCCAUGAUGCUGAUAUUGAUUCUGAUCAAGAAUAUAAACAUCAACCCAUGUAUUACCCUAGUCAAAUCGACUCUGCAAGUGGCAGCGAGUUCACGGUAACAAAUAUGGACGCUAAUGAACUUAGAAAAUCACAAAGGAAAGCAAAAAGAGCAAACUUGCCAUCAAUUUUUAUUCAGCCGACUUCAAUUUCAGGAAGUCAAGAUUCCGACGAGGAUGACGAUGAUGCAUCAACUCCUAGUGGCGAAAAUACGGACAGAAACCCCAUGUCAAUGUUAUCAGUUAGUUCUGAAUCGUUAGAUCAAAUAAUUAAUAGGGAAAAAUAUCUUCAAUCGACAUUUGAAAGUUUAAGCGGCGGAGAUGUUGACAACACUCCAGGUAAUAAAGCUUCCAUAUCAUCGCAAUAUUUAGGGAGAGGGGGUAAUAGCACAGGUAUGAAAAACAUGAUGGUAAUAAAUGCUACCAGAAAGACGAAAAACGAUGUGGAAGCUGUUAAAAAAAGAGAGGAAUUAGCUAAACGAAUAGCAGACACACGAAAAAAAUUGCAAAGCGUCGGAUUCAGUCCUUUAAAGUAUAGUCAGUCGACACAUGACCUGUCCCAUAUACCAGAAAAAGACAAGUGGAGUAUGUCUGGCCGUAAGCAAGUACUCAUUGACGAUGAAGACAGUCCUGAUAACAGUCUCCGUAGGUCUUGUAGCUUGUCAGAUUUAAGUUUGCAAGCUCCUUUAACCCCAAAACCUAAAGUUGAAAGAGUUUCAGGAAAACUAACAAAAAAUCAAAAUACAACUACCAGAAGUUCAUCUUCAUCACGUUACACAAAAAGUAACGCAUCAAUGAUGCGUAGUAGUUCGACAGGGGUUUUAAAUCAGUCGGAUUCAGAAACGGAAUCUAACUUUAGUAAGGUGUCUAACAGGUUGAUGCGCCCAACUAUAAGCUCCCAAAAUAAAGUUUCCAAAGUUAAAAAUUCAUCAAUGCGAAAAAGACAGUCGUAUUCCGUCAUGAAUUUAAGUAACAUAGGUCAGGACGACAGUUCCUCGGAAGAAAACGGUAAGCCAGCUAAACCAGCUGUGCCUUUAAGAUCUAGAAGUUUUGUAGCGGAAAAGACACAUUUAAGUGCUGCUGCAAGAAGGAUACACAACAUAAAAGAGAAAAAUAAGGAAAAGAAAAAUAAAAACGUUUCGAAUGAUGACACUUUGACCGCGGAAAGCUUGGAUAUUGAAAAUUUAGAUGGCUCAACGAUACAAUUAUCAGCACAACUUUGCAACGAAGUAGCAGUUGAACUCACAACAGCUGCAAACAACGCAGUUAUGCUUUAUCGACGUCUUACUGACAUCGACUCCAAUUCGUCCGAUCAAAUCAGUAAUGCGCAGAAGAGAGAUUGGGUGAAAAAUCUCGAACUUACGAUCGUUCGCACCCAGAAGAUGUUCCAAGACCUAACGUUAGAGAAAUUUAGAAAGAGCAACCACUUGGAUGUGAAUCAAGCGGAAACGGUGAAAAAGCUAAACGAGUUAGUGGCCAAAGUGUCCGCAAACGACCAGAACACGGUGGUUACAAUAAUGCAACAAUUUUCAGACAUUCUUUUGAAUAUGUUACAACAUAAAAUACAGAACUCAACUACUUGACUGUUGCUGGUAAAUUGAUAAUGGCUUUUACUAAUUUUCUUUUGUCUGUAGUGUUUUUUAUGUACUGUGCUAUGCGUCUCACUACAAAUGAAACAAAGAGAAUCUAAACCAUGAAAAAAAUUGAAUCGAUUGACUUUUUAAUGGCGUUUAAGUGAUGAAUAUAAGUAUUCACAGUAUGUGUAUACUUUCAUGGGAAAUUCCUCAAAAACGCACAGUUCUAAAUGAUUCCAUAAAAAAUGCUAGCCAUAAACUUUAAACUAUGUUACUGUUUUUUCAUUACCCUUAAUAAGUGAAUGAGUUUUUAAAUUUUAAAUUAGAAGAAAUAUACUAGGCGUAAAUUAUUUUCAUUCGUUAAUUAUAAUUUAAAAAAAAAAAACUAAUAACUGUAAUGCGUUUUGGUGUGCGUUUUCUCAUAAGAAAACGAGAAGUAAAAUUAACCAUAUUGUGUCCUCACGUAUUUGAAUAACUUAGAACUGAAUAUUUGUUACAAGUAAUCAUUCCACUGUAUGGCUGUAAUUUAACUAAUUGGAGUGGUAAUGUGUAUGCUUGUAUAUUUAUGUUGAUAGUACCAGUUAUUGUCGGUUCAGAACAUAAUAUUGUAAUGCAUAGUAAGUGUGAGUGUAGUUUAAAUAAGUAAGUAGGUAACGCAAAGCAAAUUUUUGCAAAACAAAAACUAUUUUUUAAAUUAUUUAUUAUUUCAUGUGUUUAUAUAACAAAUAACAAUUA